Molecule: messenger RNA, 4910 nt
Organism: Oncorhynchus masou masou (cherry salmon)
Lineage: Eukaryota; Metazoa; Chordata; Actinopteri; Salmoniformes; Salmonidae
Product: ubiquitin carboxyl-terminal hydrolase 36-like
Biological process (GO): regulation of apoptotic process; protein deubiquitination
Cellular component (GO): cytosol; nucleus
Molecular function (GO): cysteine-type deubiquitinase activity
Source: RefSeq, a predicted model, not a curated record
CCUCUCAGAAUGCAGCAUGGUGGAAAGAAUGUAACACAAUUAAGGAACUGUAGCCAGGCAGAGUGUCUUUAUCGCCAAACAGUCGUCGUUUUCGGAUGAUUGAACUUAAGUGAUGCUCAAACGAUGCCUAUAGUGGACAAGCUCAAGGAGGCCCUGAAGCCCGGCCGGAAGGACUCCUCGGCGGGCGACGAUAGCGACCUCAAUAAGCUGCUGGCCUCCUCGGCCAAGAAGGUCCUGCUGCAGAAGAUUGAGUUUGAGCCGGCCAGCAAAGGCUUCUCCUAUCAGCUGGACAGUCUCAAGACCAAAUAUGUGAUCCUCAACCCCCGUGGCAGUGAGGGGGCCACUUCGGGUCAGAGGGCCAGCACAGAGCCCGCUCAGAUCAAGAGGCAAGUUUCAGACAACCAGUGUGGGGGCCAGAGCGAUGGGAUCCCCGCCCCGCAGAAGAUGCUCUUCCCUGGGAACAGACUCUCCAUGCGUUGGGAGCGUGUCUACCGGGUGGGAGCCGGCCUCCACAACCUGGGCAACACCUGCUUCCUUAACUCCACUGUGCAGUGUCUCACCUACACACCGCCCCUGGCAAACUAUCUCCUCUCCAAGGAGCACAGUCGUGCCUGUCACCAGUCGGGUUUCUGUAUGAUUUGUAUAAUGCAGAACCACAUCAUCCAAGCCUUUGCCAACACAGGAAAUGCCAUCAAGCCUGUCUCCUUCAUCCGAGACCUAAAAAAAAUUGCCAGGCAUUUUCGGUUUGGUAGCCAGGAAGACGCCCAUGAAUUCUUACGCUACACCAUCGAUGCCAUGCAGAAAGCCUGUCUGAACAGCUACCCCAAGUUAGACCGGACGACACAGGCCACCACAUUGGUCCACCAGAUAUUUGGCGGUUACCUCAGGUCGCGAGUUAAGUGUUCCAUUUGCAGAAGUGUGUCAGACACGUACGACCCUUACUUGGACAUUGCUGUGGAGAUUCGACAAGCAGCAAAUAUCGUCCGAGCCCUGGAGCUCUUUGUCAAGCCCGACGUGUUGAGUGGAGAGAACGCCUACAUGUGUGCCAAGUGUAAGAAGAAAGUUCCGGCAACAAAGCGAUUCACAGUCCACCGAACGUCCAAUGUUCUGACCCUGUCUCUCAAGAGGUUUGCCAACUUCAGUGGAGGAAAAAUCACCAAGGACGUUGGCUACCCAGAGUUCCUGAACAUCCGCCCCUACAUGUCUCAGAGCACAGGGGACCCGGUCAUGUAUGGCCUCUAUGCUGUCCUGGUGCAUUCUGGGUACAGCUGUCAUGCUGGCCACUACUACUGCUAUGUCAAGACCUACGUUCUAUUCUACCUGAGGAUCCCAGAGACCAAGAAGAACGUGGAUGGACAGAUCACCAAGCAGGGAAUGGGGAAGAACGUAGCGACGUCAGAGCAGUUCAGGAAGACCAACCUCAACAGACCCCUGUCCUCUCCGCAGGUCACCAAGAAACUGGACCCUUUCCAGCUGCGUAAGAUUCAGUCUGUAGAGGGCGGCCUGGGCAUACCCGUGUCUAGGAACGGCGCCAACAUCUCCCAGCAGCCCAACAAGAUGUCCAACGGGACGUCGUCCUCCUCCCAUGCACCCACCAGGAUACCCAGUGGACCCAUGCUGAUCGAGGAGCCCUUCAAGAAGCUGAAGAAGCCCUGUCCUCCUCAGCAGCCCCAGGCGCGCAGCAGCACCCCCGCCCCCAACGGUGUGGGCGGCAGGUCGGACGGCGGAGACCGGAGGCACGGGAACCAAGGGGCCAGGGGCCUGGCCGCAUCUACCUCACUCAAGUCCCUGUCAGACUCCUCCUCGGCAGACACCUCCGACUCAAAGGAUUCCAUGGGUACCAAAAGUGCGCCGGUUGGUGGGACAUCCACCCCCCCUAGGAAUGUCUCGAACGGCAUGGCCUCCCCUGCCAAGAGUGUGGAGCGUGUGGGCACGGAGGAGCAGAAGACAGUCAAGCUAAAACCCCUGGCCCUCAACAACAUCACAUCUUCACCCACCGGCACCACGUCUCCUCCACCCGCCAAGAAAUUGGCCCUGUCGGCCAAGAAGGCCAGUCGCAGCCGGAGUCCGAGCAGCACUGAGGCUCAACACCCCCACCUGCCACGCCAUCCGUCCAGUGACCGCACGCAUCCUGCUCAACUUAACCUCACCUUCACCUCAGCCACUCCCAGUCACAGGGUUGGUCCAUUCCAUUCACCCAAACUGCAAUCUCCACCUGCAGCCCACCAUGUCCACUCAGGCAUCCCAUCUAAGCAUCAGAGUCCCCAGAAAUCAAACUCCACCCUCUCUCCAAAAACCAAUGGGCUUCAGACCCACCUUCCAAAGAGCCCUAAACCUACCGAGACCCCCAGUCUGUCAGAGCCUGACCCAAGCAGUUCCGACACCUCCUUAAAGAAGAAAAAUAAGAAACGGCGUCACUCUGAGAUGGAAGGCGGAGAGCGAGAGCCAGCAGCACUGGCCUACGUCAUCCCAGACAUCCCCACUGAGCCCGAACUGAUCGAACCGGCCAGGGAGAGGAAGAGGAGGAAAAGGAGAAAGAAGAAGAAGAGGGAGGAAGAGGAUGGAGAUGCAGCCGUGAACCACAGGGAAAGGGUUCAGUCUCAUCUGGAGGCUUCGCCGCCGGCACAAGAGGAGGACUGGUGUCAGGGGGGUUCAUGGAGACUCAGCCCCCCUGACCAAAGAGCCCUGGAACAACCAAAGCUGCCCCAUCCCCAGCCUAAGAGUAAGCUCCAGUUGGUUCCAGUGGUUCUCCAGUGUGAUGCGAAUCAAGGAGAGCAGAGUAUGGACACUGUGACGAUGAUGAAGAGGAGGAGGAGGAAGAAGAAAAGGAGAUUGGAGGAGGGACCGGAGGAAGCAACGUUAAGACGUUCUGUUUCAGAAAGUUCUGGGACGAAGGACACGGUUGUUGAAAACGGCGCUGGGGAUUCUACUGCCCCAAAGAAGUUAAAGAAGCGCAGGCUAAAAGAAGAGGUGAAACAGUGGGAGGAAAGCAGACGUUGUUGCUCCGGCGACCAGAGGAGCGACACUGAAGCAGUGGAGGCCCUUCCCAAGGAGGGCACCGUGGAGAGCACCGCUGGAGUGAUCGUGUGGGACAGCCAGGUUAAGGAUGGCUACAAGCGCUCCAAGGCCCCCGCUGCAGAAGCAGUAGAGGGUGGUCCUGGGGAUGUCCCCCACCCAGCCCCCAUGGUCUGGGAUGGCAAGAGGAGUGGUGGAGUGGUUGAGGAGCUCCUGAAGAACUCUUUGGACAAAGCCUAUGGAACCCAAGUCCUCAGCUGGGAGGGAGAGGCAUCUGCCAUCAGUAGGGAUGCCAUUGACGACACCCGCGAUGCCAGAACCGACAUGGUGAUUGACGAGUGGGAUGAGGACUUUGACAGUGGAAAGGUGAAGAAAAUUAAAAAGUACAAGCGAGAGAAGAGGAGGAGCGGCAAUAUCUUCCAGAAGAUCCAGGACCGGCGGAGCAUGUGGUCGGUCACACCCGGCGCCAAGAAGGCCGGCUUUGGAUACCGUCACUGAGAGCCAACCAGAAUGGAUGUUUGGAUACAGUCACUGAGAGCCAACCAGAAUGGAUGUUUGGAUACAGUCACUGAGAGCCAACCAGAAUGGAUGUUUGGAUACAGUCACUGAGAGCCAACCAGAAUGAAUGUUUGGAUACAGUCACUGAGAGCCAACCAGAAUGGAUGUUUGGAUACAGUCACUGAGAGCCAACCAGAAUGGAUGUUUGGAUACAGUCACUGAGAGCCAACCAAGAAUGAAUGUUUGGAUACAGUCACUGAGAGCCAACCAGAAUGGAUGUUUGGAUACAGUCACUGAGAGCCAACCAGAAUGGAUGUUUGGCCACAUACAGUACAACCGAACUGGAGUGACGACACGUGACACCACAGUAACAAUGUGACUCUUUUUUUAAUUGCUUGGCGGUUCAUACCCUGAUUGCAAUACGAGAGACCAUGGCCAGUUGACAGAACAACACAUCUUUGAUCUGUGUUGGUCUCUUCACUAUAGAACUUACCGCAAGUCUUCCUUUGAUGACCGAGUCUGGUGAGCUGACCAACAUGGGCUGUGAUGUUACCACCGUCAGCCAGGGUUCAGCAACAAUGAGUUGACCAUUGCUUCUACACUGUUGUCUCAGAUGGAUAUGAAAACUGUUCAGUCAAUGGUGCUCAAGCUGCUCAUGAAUAUGAUGGAUUUACCGUACUGUGGUGAGCUUCCAUCUGUUGUGAUAACAUGACACCAUGUUAUGUUAGGAAUUCAGAACAAGCCAUGUCAGGAAUUCUCAUAUUUGUACAUUUUACAUGGUUGGGCCACUCUCGGGGACGGUUCUGGGGUUUUCUAGCCGGUAUCAAAGGAUGUGGCAUGCACCAUAUAGCAUUUAUCUGUGUGAAAGGCUGAGGUGAGAGAUUUUGUAUAAUGUAUGCUAGAUAACCCUUACCCAUCAGCUAAAUGUAUUGAAACCUAUGAGGGAGACACUUGGGUUGUGUUCAGGUGGGCGAAACGUGCAGAACUUUGAAUUAUAGUAAUGUAAUGUAUGGAGCUGAAAUGACUUCCUAUAGAAAAUCAUUGUGUUCUACACAAUCUAUUUCUCUGAACAUUCUAAAAUGUUGCAACCAGUGAUUUAGUGUAAAAAAAAAAUAUAGGUUGGUUGGUAAACGUUGAUCGGCCUUCUUGCUGAGUAAAGCAGCACUCCCUCUAUAUGUUCAAUGCAUUUUCCCGCAAAUGGAGGGUAAACGCUCGGGAGAAAUACAAAAACAUGCGUAAAUGGCAUUUCCGUGCGUUUACCCUCCACUACACCACUGGUUACAACUGCUGUGCUGACUGCUGACUGGGCCGUGUGCAGGACAGUGGGCCAAUAGAGGUGAAUACUGUUCUCCUGACUCAUAUGGCCUAUUCUGUAUGUGAAGACAUGUGGUGACCAU